This is a messenger RNA of Xylaria bambusicola, 2847 nucleotides long. RefSeq lists its product as uncharacterized. The record is from RefSeq and is a predicted model, not a curated record. The coding region runs from base 1 to 2847 and encodes 948 amino acids. Lineage: Eukaryota; Fungi; Ascomycota; Sordariomycetes; Xylariales; Xylariaceae. The transcript is spliced from 3 exons.
AUGGACCCCUUGACCAUCGUCGGACUUGUUGGGAAUAUCGUGCAAUUUGUUUCAUUCGGCCAUGAGAUCCUCACAUCUGUUCGGGAGCUCAGCAGCGGCGGGGGACUUCAGGAGGUGGAACAGCUCAAGCUGAUCGUGCACGACGUGCAAAGAAACAAUCGUGAAAUUUCAGAGUUUCUUGAUGACGAACACAAUUUCAAAGACAAUGUUCGUCGGGAGAUGAGGCGACUGCGGGGUUCUAAGGUGGAGGGGAUAUUUGAGCGCGAACUGAAGCCCCUCCAAAACAUCGCUGACGAAUGCGGGAAAAUUGCCAAAGAGCUUCUUGGGCAUUUGAAUCGCUUCGAGAUGAAACAUAAUGGGUGGCAGCGGAAGCUUGAGGCUAUCAAGGUCUCUGGUGAGGUCAUGUGGAAGAGGAAGGAGAUGCGCGAGUUGAAGACGAGGCUUCUCGAAUUAGAAAACAGGCUCGCAAGCUGGUGGACAAUGACGAUGCUUAGGCGCCAAGGUGACAGUUUUAAGGCCGUGCUGGCGAGUAUCAACAGUCUAGGUUACCGACUAGACAAUUUUGACAACUUCGAUGUUAAUCGGUUGGACACUCUGAAAUCCAACAUCGACUUGUCUUUCGUAUCGAUUCAGGCCCAGGCAACCAAAGACAAUGGCGAGUCUGAUAGUACGACUCAUCAAUCCGACACCAAAGCAGACCCUAUUGGGCAACGCCACGCCACCGAUCUUAAUGACACGAUACAGUGUGUCCAUGAAUAUAUCGCCGAAUGGCACAGGAUGAUUAGAGCGAUUGAGGUCCUCAAGUCUCUGGCCUUCGAUUCUAUCCACAAUCGACGGGAUAACAUCGAGCAGGCCCAUCAAGAGACAUGCCUAUGGGUCUACGAUCCCAAUAGAACUAAUUUUACAGAAUGGCUCAAGUCGGCUUCUGGCGUCUACUGGAUUAAUGGAUUAGCAGGAAGUGGGAAGUCGACGUUAAUGAAAUAUGUAACAACGGAUAAGCAAACAUAUAGCGCGCUUGGAACAUGGACUGGUGGUCGCAGAUUGAUUACUGCGAGUCAUUAUUUCUGGAAUGCAGGAACAGAGAUGCAGAAAUCGCAUAAGGGGCUGCUACAAACCCUCUUGUACCAAAUCCUCGAGGCUGAUCCCAGUCUUUGUGAUGUUUUAUGUGCAGACCAUCACCUAGGAACACCAUGGAAAAUGGAAGAACUCACUACAGCAUUCGAACGACUAUCAACAAUGUCAGAAGCCACAAACAUGUUUUGCUUCUUCAUCGACGGUUUGGACGAGUACCAGGGUCAGGAGGAGACGUUGAUCCGAAUUGUAAAGUCUCUUGCAGCGGCACCCAACGUCAAGAUCUGCGCAUCUAGUCGACCUUGGCCAGCGUUUUAUGCGGAAUGGAACACCAGUAUCUAUACUUUCAAGAUGCAGGACUUCUCGAAAGCGGAUAUGACGAAAUAUGUGAAAGAAUACCUCGAGGGUAGCGAUAAAUUCAAAGCAGCAGCUGCUCUCGAUAGCAAAUGUCUUGAUUUAAUCCCCAAUAUUUCGGAUAGAGCGAAUGGGGUCUGGCUAUGGGUGUAUCUGGUUGUACGAGAUAUCCUCAGGGACAUCAGAGACGGAGAACCGUUCCAGCAGUGGCAGAACCGACUUGAAUCAUAUCCACAGGAACUAGUUGCCUACUUCCGGAAGAUGAUGGAACGAAUUGACCCCUUCCAUCGUAAGCAGGGUGCUGAGAUCUUUCUCCUGGCACUAGCGGCAAUUGGUACCAAGAUACCAAUGAUAGGCUUGUCAAUGCUAUACGAUGAAGACACAUCCUGGUGCGGAAUUGAUCAUGAUGGGCGUCUUUUGACUGGAGCCGAUCUGGAGCAGAUGUAUAUGGCCUGGCAACCUCGCCUUCAGAAUCGUUGCAGGGAUUUAAUGCGGCUCAGCCGCGAUCGAAACUACCGGAACCAAUGCGAAUACUAUGAGAUCGACUUCCUACACAGAACGGUUAAGGAUUUUCUUCAAGAGCAUUACAUUGGCGAGCUCCGGGCCCUAGUAUCGCCUGAAUUUAGUGAACCGAACUAUCUGGCUCGUCUGACAUUUGCGGUUAUCGAGCAAGUCCAGCUCAGUCGCUCGUCGCUCCCAGAUGAUGCCCUAGGCAAUCUAAUUAGCAGGCUGUUCUGCUAUCUGCGCGAGGAGCAGAAUGUCGAGGAGGAGCGACAGGCAUCGCCCUCACAUUUCAAACUCGUGGAGGCAUACGACAGCAUGAUGGUUCGGCUUCUGGCGGCCAGCGGCAUUACCAAUCAAGGGAACCCCUAUACGUCUUGGGCCCAGCUAGUGACCGGUAUGGACAUCGAUUUCACGCACAUGACGAUUCAAUUCCGGCUGCGGCGCUACUCGUUGCAUCGGCUGCAGGCGCAGCGCCAGUGGUCGCGCAAGGAGGCAACGAUGUACAUGGAGUGCGCGCUCCAACCAGUGCUCACGCAGGUCAUUAUCUGGAAAAAGCCGCCGCUGGAUCCGAAGCUCGUCGCGGGCCUCAUCGAGCUCGGCAUGGACCCCAACAUGCACCUUUCCACAGGCCAGACAGCUUGGGCUUGUUUUCUGCAUAAGUGCGUGAAAUGGUGGCUUGGAUGGUCGCCAGCUGAAAGGGCCGAAGCCCUCGAUGCUAUUCGGAUCUUCCUUCGCCACGGCGCAAAGCCGAACGUGGUUGUUAGCGGGCGGCGAUUCCAUGAUAUACUUAGUGAGAUGGUCGGUCGGGAUGCGAUGGCAGAAUGGCAGGAUCUUAUCUCAGGGGGUCGAGCGGGAUACGGGGGUUGGAUUGGCAGGGCACUGGCGUUACCGUUCAGGGCUUUGGGCACCACUAAUUAA